AAGGGAUGCAACUCUGUGGAAGCGACAAUAAAACACGUGUUAUUGUAUACAUUACCAACUUCAUAGAAAUAAUGGAUGACACUUGACCAAGAAGUUAUUAAAGAUGAAAUUUUCAUAUAAGUUUUCCAACCUACUGGGAUCAGUUUACAGGAAGGGAAACAUUCUUUUUAGUCCAGAUGGAAACAGUGUUAUCAGCCCUGUCGGAAAUAGGGUUUCUAUUUUUGAUUUGAAAAACAACCACUCAGAAACCCUCCCCAUUGAGAGCAACACCAACAUAACUUGUAUAGCUUUGUCACCAGAUGGAGUAACUCUCAUAUUAGUCAAUGAAGAGGGAGAUGCGCUGCUUUGCAGCUUGCUCAGUAGAACAGUAAUCCACACCUACAAAUUUCAUCGCCCUAUCAACUGUAUACAGUUUAGUCCAGAUGGGAAGAAGUUUGCUGCCACUCGGGACAACAUGGUUCAAGUGUUCCAUGCCCCAGGUAAAACGAAGGAGUUUAACCCGUUUGUUCUGUACAGGACGUUUUACGGGGCCUAUGAUGAGACAGUGUGCAUUGACUGGACCACAGACUCCAGAGCAUUUUGUGUGGGAUCGAAGGACAUGACUACAAGGGUUUACGGAACAGAGCCCUAUAAUAACCUGAUUGUGAACAGCAUUGGAGGCCACAAUGGUGCCGUUGUGGGGGCCUUCUUUGAAAAAGACUCAUUAAAUGUGUACAUUGCUAGUAGAUCAGGUCAUCUGAGUGUUUGGAAGUGUGACACGGAACUGGACGGACUGACACCAUAUACUAAACCUAAAAUGGAGACAGACGCAAAACUGGUGUCAGAUAAUGAAGAGGAAUCAGAAAAGAAAGAACAGGAGGAUGUUACAAAGAACCCAGUCAAAACUGAAGAGCAAAUCAAAUAUAGGAAGCUAGCAAAACAUUCAUAUAAAGAAUCUCUGGGAGAAGGAGCCAGAGUUUCCAAGCUGACCAGUGUGGCAUUCCAGAAGGAUACCCACAUCUUGGUGUCCGGAUUUAAGGAUGGAUCUUUCUAUCUUCAUGAGCUUCCAGAUUUUAACCUUAUUCACUCACUAAGCAUAUCAGACCAAACAAUAUCCUCAGUAGCCUUCAACAAGACAGGAGACUGGAUUGCGCUGGCUUGCUCUGGAUUGGGUCAGCUACUGGUCUGGGAGUGGCAGAGUGAGACUUACGUACUGAAGCAGCAGGGCCACUUCAACAACAUAAGCUGUCUGUCUUACUCCCCUGAUGGACAGUUCAUUGCAACUGGAGGUGAAGAUGGCAAGGUGAAGCUUUGGAACACAAGCAGUGGCUUCUGUUUCGUUACCUUCAAUGAACACCUGGGAGGAGUUACCGGGGUGACAUUCACUCAGAAUGGACAAGUUGUCCUCUCCUCAUCACUAGAUGGCACUGUCAGAGCAUUUGAUCUUAACAGAUAUCGUAACUUUCGGACCUUCACCUCCCCACGCCCGGCACAGUUUUCCUGUAUUACAGUAGACAACAGUGGGGACAUAGUGUGUGCGGGGGGUAUGGACACCUUCGAGAUAUUUGUAUGGUCCAUGCAGACAGGGAGACUCAUAGAGGUGCUGGCCGGACAUGAGGGACCAGUCAGCUCACUGAGCUUCAGCUCCAACAAAGCUCUCCUUGCCAGUGGCUCAUGGGACAAAACAGUCAAACUCUGGGAUGUGUUUGAGAGUAAAGGGGCUAAAGAAACCAUAGUGCUUUCCUCAGAUGUGUUGGCUGUAAGAUUCCGCCCUGAUGGAAAUGAGCUGGCUGUAUCAACACUGGACUCACAGAUAUCUUUCUGGGAUCCUGCUAAUGUAGUUCAAACUCACUCCAUCGAAGGUCGCCAUGACCUUGGGUACUCUAGAAAGGAAGGGGACAAAAUUACAGCUAAAAAGUCUGCAGCAGGAAAGGCAUUCAUGACGGUCUGCUACAGUGCUGAUGGGAAGUGUCUACUUGCAGCCGGCCAGUCCAAGAGUGUCUGUAUCUACUCUGUUCCUGACCAGCUCCUGGUGAAGAAGUUUGACAUCUCCUGUAACAUGUCUUUUGAUGGGAUGGAGGAGUAUUUGGAUAGGAAGAAGAUGACGGAGUGGGGCAGCUUGUCUUUGGUGGAUCAGGGGGAGGGAGAUAGAAACGGACACAGUAUCAGUCUCCCCGGGGUCAAAAAGGGCGACAUGAGCAGUCGUCACUGGAAACCGGAAGUCCGAGUGGUCAGCAUCCAGUUCUCUCCCACAGGCAGAGCAUGGGCUGCAGCCACCACUGAGGGUCUUAUGAUUUACUCUCUGGAUAGCAGUAUGGUGUUUGACCCUUUUGACCUUGAUAUUGAAGUGACACCUAACAGCACUAGAAAAGCAUUAGCAAAGGGGGAGUACUCUACAGCACUUAUCCUUAGUUUCAAACUCAAUGAAAUGAAACUGAAGCAGGAAGUUCUGGAACAUAUUCCUGUAUCUAGUGUUGAAGUGAUUGUGGAGAACUUGCCAGAUAUUUACGUGGACAAGUUGUUAGUGUUCCUGGCCACACAGAUAGAGAACACAACCCACAUAGAGUUCUAUCUGCUGUGGGUGAACAGAAUUCUGAUGAUCCACGGGCUGAAACUAAAGCAGAGGUCCCAGAGGAUCAUCAGCUGUGUGAGGACGCUUCAGAAGAACGUCAACAGGAAAUACGAAGAUAUAGGUAAAAUAUGUGACCACAAUAAAUACAGCAUUGACUACAUCCUGGCCCUGUCGCAGUGCAAGCGGAAACACGCACCCUCCUCAGACGGGGAGGGGGAAGUUGAGGGGGAGGGGGGAGACAGUGACAGUGUGAUGGAGGGGGUGGAUGAACUCGACUCCUCAGACGAGGACUUUAUGACAAAUCUCAUGGAAAAAGUCACCUAAUAAACUUAUUUUUAUCAUACAUCUC
Molecule: messenger RNA, 2900 nt
Organism: Magallana angulata
Lineage: Eukaryota; Metazoa; Mollusca; Bivalvia; Ostreida; Ostreidae
Product: periodic tryptophan protein 2 homolog
Exons: 19
Coding region: 104-2875 (923 amino acids)
Biological process (GO): ribosomal small subunit assembly; maturation of SSU-rRNA from tricistronic rRNA transcript (SSU-rRNA, 5.8S rRNA, LSU-rRNA)
Cellular component (GO): small-subunit processome; Pwp2p-containing subcomplex of 90S preribosome
Molecular function (GO): protein binding
Source: RefSeq, a predicted model, not a curated record